Molecule: messenger RNA, 3727 nt
Organism: Xiphophorus couchianus (Monterrey platyfish)
Lineage: Eukaryota; Metazoa; Chordata; Actinopteri; Cyprinodontiformes; Poeciliidae
Product: fms related receptor tyrosine kinase 3
Exons: 24
Coding region: 75-3092 (1005 amino acids)
Biological process (GO): cytokine-mediated signaling pathway; cell surface receptor protein tyrosine kinase signaling pathway; B cell differentiation
Cellular component (GO): signaling receptor complex; plasma membrane
Molecular function (GO): ATP binding; growth factor binding; transmembrane receptor protein tyrosine kinase activity
Source: RefSeq, a predicted model, not a curated record
UUCACAUCCCGCACAGCAAAGUUUCACAGUGCCGUCUAAGGCAGAGUAUGUAACCCAGAUUGCCGGGAAGCUUCAUGAUGCGGAGAAAGAGAUACAUGAUUGCAGCUGCUCUCCUGCUGUGUGCUGUUAACGCGCUCUGCUCUGACGGUGAUGCGAAUCAGAAAUGUGUGUCGAGCUGGGAGUCGGAUUGCUUUCAGCCAGCUGACCACCUGAAUGACUCUGAUCCUGUCAGCCUGAAGCUGUCAGCUGGUAAGAAACUCCUCAUCUCUCUAGAGGGCCUUCCUGAUCAUCCUGUCUGCCAGUGGGAGAAAAGCCCACAGAUGAACAUAACUGGGAGUGUCUCCAUGGUCACACCAAGACUUGCAAGGAAUGAUUCUGGGAUUUACAAACUGACCUGUAAAAGUCAAGAAAGAACCAUUUUCUCAAAAGCUGUUGAUCUUCGUAUCCUUGAACGUCCCUCAAAACCAAAGCUGUCUCUGGAUAAUAUGAAUAUGGCACGCAUGUCUCCUUAUUUUAAAUGCAUCUCUGGUGGUUCUCCAAAGCCCAGUAUUGAAUGGUCUCGUCCAUCCUCAAGGGAUGAGAAAAAAGAUAUUGAUGGUUCAACAGCACAGAGCUCAACCACAACUGCGAACUAUGCAGAGAGUGGAGCGAUGUGUUGUGCCACCAACGAUGAAGGACAAGAAUGCACCCAGCUGUAUGACUUUGACAUAAAUACUGCUUCAAUGAAACCCGAUGAGGUUUCUAGUGUGACCAUAAGUCCCGGUGAGCCUUUGGUGCUUCGCUGCAGAAAAUAUGCUGAUUGUAGUUCUGUGUGGGAACAUGAUGGCAAGGUUUUGGCGGAAACCUGUCCAGAUAAUGAGAUCUGUAUUAAAAAGGACAGACAUGGGAAGAGCUGCAUGCUGUAUGUCUUCAUCAGAUCAGUAACCUCACAACACAACGGCACAUACACCUGCAAAAACUCAGACAGAACUAAAUCUGUGGAUGUUCACGUUACGGCUGAGAGCUUCAUCACCUCCCAGCUGCCUGAUCAGUUUGUGAUAACUCAGAACAGCUCCUGCUUGGCAGCAACUGUUUCCUACCACCCAGUGCUGCAGCACUGCUACUGGGAAGCUCCUGAUGGGAGUUUCACUAAAUGCAUCAGAGACAAGAAAGUGACAAAGCACAGGACUGUGAAGGCCUGUGGACCAUUAAAGUCUGGAGUGUAUAAACUACACCUGGAGGCUGGAGGAAAAAUGGAAACAAAGGAAACAAAUGUUUGUGUUGUAGAGAAACAAGGGUCAUCAAUUAAGAAAACAGAUAAUUACCUUUUUGUUGAGACUGUGAGUGUCUUGCCUGCUAAGUCUACAUGGAUGAUGUUAAGUUUAUCAUCCAGCAACAGCUCUGAAACAAACCCACCCUGGGAAGUGAUUGAGAGGAAGAAUCACUCAGUUUCUGAUGGCUUCUGUAACCAGAAACUCACCAGCAAUGUGAGCACAAUAAAUGUAACGGUUGCAACAAAAUUUAAGUUUUGCUUGACGGACCAAGCUGGGUCCUGGUGCAGUGAGGGAUUUUAUGAGGUUCCAGACCUCAAACCCGAAGCCUCCAUAGCUUAUCAAUCUUAUGACGGUCACUUAUUAAUGCCACUGAAAAUUGGCAUAUUGGCUCUGCUCCUGGCUCUGGCAUUAGUCUCAUUUAUGCUCAUGUACUACAUCAAGAAAAAGAAACCCAAAUAUCAGCCUCAGCUUCAAAUGAUCCAGAUGGUUGGACCUAACGACAACGACUACAUCUACAUCAAUUUCAAGGACUUUAAUUACGAUAAGAAAUGGGAGUUUCCUCGGGAGAACCUGGAGCUUGGAAAAGAGCUGGGCUCUGGAGCUUUUGGCACGGUGGUUCAGGCUACAGCUUAUGGCAUCAACAAAUCCGGAGUCUCACAGCAGGUGGCCGUCAAGAUGCUGAAAGAAAAACACGAGUCUGUGGAGAAGGAAGCUCUCAUGUCUGAGCUCAAGAUGCUGACUCACAUUGGCCAGCAUGCCAACAUCGUUAACCUGCUCGGCGCAUGCACAGAGACUGGACCCAUAUACCUGAUCUUCCAAUAUUGCUGUUAUGGAGACUUGCUGAACUACCUGAAGAAGAGCGGUGUUCGUUAUCACAAGUCUGUGACUGACGCCUUCAGCAGGGACCGUUUCAGCAGCCUGUACAACAACCUGCCGCCCAAGAAAAACUCCAAUGAGCUGGUAACAGCAACAGAUAACUACAUCCCCAUGCAUGGCAUCACCACCGGGGGGCAGGAGGACAUCGCUGUCAUCACCUUCAGCUCCAACGACAUGGAAGAUCCAGAAAUGUACGAGAGUGAAGAUGAUCAGAUGGAGCAGCAGGCCCUCACCUUUGACGAUCUGCUCAGUUUUGCCUUUCAAGUGGCCAAAGGGAUGGAGUUCCUCUCCGCCAAGAAUUGCAUCCACCGAGAUCUAGCGGCUCGAAACGUGUUGGUAACAAAAGGCCGACUGGUGAAAAUCGGAGACUUUGGGCUGGCUCGAGACAUCGACAAUGAUUCCAACUAUGUUGUGAGAGGAAACGUGCGUUUGCCAGUUAAGUGGAUGGCUCCAGAGAGCAUCUUUCAGGGGAUGUACACCAUGAAGAGUGACGUCUGGGCUUACGGCAUUCUGCUCUGGGAGAUUUUCUCACUCGGCGUCACUCCGUAUCCCGGUGUUAAAGUGGAUCACACCUUCUACUCAAUGAUUGAGGGAGGAUUUAAGAUGGAGUGUCCAUACUAUGCCAACGAUUCUGUGUAUGGCAUUAUGUGCAAGUGUUGGGCUCUGGAUCCUAACAACCGGCCAUCUUUCUCCAAGAUAGUGGACUUCAUGAGUGGCCAGAUGAUGGACAUGGAGGAAAAGCUCUACCAGAUCAUGCAAGACCAGGAUUUCAGCGACUAUCAAAAUGCAUCAACUAUUGGGGACAUUUCAGCAUUGGUGAAAGAAAGUGAAAGCAAGACAGCAGCAGCCAAUGACUACUGCAAAGCCAACCAGAGAGAGGAAAGCCAAGCUGAGGCGUUAAAGUCAGAGGCUGCAGGGGAAGACGAGGAGAAGGAGCCUCUGAAGCCAUCUAAUGGAGAGUGAUCUCCAACUCAAGCUAUUUUAUCUGCAGCAUAUAUAACAAUCUACCUACUAUUCUGCUCAUCAUAUCUACCAAAGUAAUAUACUGGCUUUAUAUUCCUUUACAAAUAUUAUGAGCAUUUUAGAUUUAUAUUUGCGUUUAGUUGAACAGGCUUGAUUUAGCAUUCAUUUAUAUACAUAAGGGAUCGUAAGUGUCCUCUGUCCAAAACUGCAUCACACAACAUGAUGCUGCCACCACCGUGUUUCACAAGUGGGGAUGGUGUGUUCAGGGUUAUCCUUAGUGUUGGUUUUAUUGCCACAUUAAAUACUGCGGAAGUAGGCCAAAAUGUUCAUGACGUUCUGUUCAUCAUAAUUAUCAAAAUAACAUACUGGUUUUGUUAUUAUUAUUUUCCACAUAUCAUGAGAAUUUUAUCCUUGUCGUUAUGUUGAGUUAAACGUGUUUUAUGUAGAAUUUAAUAUAUUGUUCUGUUUUUUUUAUACUAUCGCCUGCAUUUGCACGGAUGCUUUAUAAUAUAUGAGCAAUGAGAUUUUAACGGUGCAGCUAAAACUGAAAUACACUUUUCACUAUGACUAAAGCGUUGUCAGUGACAUACUGUAAUUUAUAGAUGGUACAUGUUGUGAUUUUAAUGAAAAAAAAA